AUGCUGCCUUUGACGCCUCUGACCCAUGGCGGCCCUGGUAUCGGUUGCAUCGGUUUGCUGCCUUUCUGCAGCCACCAAGUUAGAAGCAUCGAAGCUUCCGAGAUCUCCCACAUCGCCCCGGGCGCCCAAAGCGUCGCCCCAGCCCUGGCCGACAGCGACGUCUCUGGCUCUGGCAGCUCUGGGCUCACAGAGGCCGCGGCGGCGAGCCCCGCGGCGAUCGUCGCGUCUGGCGGUGCCGGAAAAGUUCAGCGUGGCAGUGAAGGAGAGCAACUCGGUUUGGAUGUGGCAUUCAAUGUGGCACAUUCCAUGGGACACCUGGGACACCUGCAAAACAGCGGCACUGUUGGAGCUGUUGGCACUGACCAUCUGCUGCUGGGCAUGGCCUCUGUCCCGAAGACCUCGGUGUCUCGUGCUCUCGGCUCCGUCGGCGUGACGGCAGAAGACCUGCAGGAGAAGCUCACGCAGCUCCGAGAGUCUAGCCCUGAGACACUUCCACCACUGCCUCCAGCUGAAGCUCUUUCACCGCCUUUGGAUUCCGAAGUUCAAUUUUACCUUCGCCGAGCAUCAGGCAUGUUGAGAUGGCUACCUCCACGAGAUGGAAUUCGAAUGCUCGGGACAGAGCACAUCAUGCUGGGCUUGCUUAGCAACGGUAGCCAUGCUGCUGGCAAAUUGCUGCUGGCGCUUGACAAAGAUGGUUUCGAUCGAACGGUUGGGAAGUACGACUCUGGCUCGGGGGGCUCUGCAUCGAAUCCACGACGGGCUGCCUUGCGGAAAGCCUUGAUGCAAAUCGUGAACGACGGUGAAGGAGAUGCCACCAGAAGCGACGCAAACAUGGCGAGCACGGGGAGCACAGGAAGCACGGGCCGUGGCCAAAGCAAGCCACAAAGUGCACAAAGUGAAGAGUCCUCUUUGGACCGUUUUGCCCCCGACCUCACAAGUUUGGCAGAGCAAGGAUUCUUAGAUCCAUACAUGGGACGUGAAUCUUUGAUUCAUCGAAUUGAACGAGUUUUGGGUCGGCGACAGAAGCCGAAUGUUUUGUUGGUCGGAGAUCCUGGAGUUGGAAAGACAGCCUUGGUGGAAGCCAUCGCUCAACGCAUCGUCAGGGGCUCAGUGCCUCAGUGGCUUCGUCAGAAACGGCUCCGUACUUUGGACGUUGCUCGUCUUACGGCGGGGACCCGCUUGCGUGGAGAUUUUGAAGAACGUUUCAGUGAAGUGCUGGCAGAAGUUGAUGCUGAAAAGAGCAUCCUGUUUAUUGAUGAAGCACAUACUGUGGUGGGAGCUGGUGCAACAAGUUCAAGCUCUUUAGAUGCUUCAGAUAUGCUGAAGCCAGCACUUGCACGUGGCACACUGCGUUGUAUUGCAGCGACGACUGUGGAGGAGUAUUCCAAGUAUUUUGCUCGUGAUGCGGCCCUUGAGCGUCGCUUUGAAGUUGUGGAAGUGGAAGAACCCAGCCCUGAAGAAACCGUUGAGGUUUUGGAGGGUCUACGCGGCCAGUACGAACGCCAUCAUGGGGUGAUUUUCGAUGCUGGUUCUCUGGAAGCAGCCGCUGCUUGGGCAGCGCGCCACUUGCCAGAACGAAGGCUACCAGACAAGGCCAUUGAUGUUGUCGAUCGUGCCGCAGUUCUGGCCAAAACUCAGCAGAGCGGCUCUCAGGCUGCUGUGACAACUGCAGAUGUCGCGACCGCGAUUGAAGAGACCGUGGGCCUCCGACCUGGGUCUGUUUCUGCGGCAGAAGCACGUGGCAUCGUCGAUUUCGAGGAAGAGUUGCACAAGCGCGUCCGGGGUCAGAGAUCUGCGGUUCGAAUGGUGGCCACAGCGGUAGCUCGAGCGAAAGCGGGUUUGCAGGAGGAGCACAGGCCGAUCGCAUCAUUGCUCCUCUAUGGCCCUCCAGGAGUUGGGAAGACCUCCCUUGCAACUGCCUUAGCGGAGACUUGGCUUGGCUCUCGGCGCGCGCUUGUACGUGUUGACUGUGCUAGCGCCAGCAGUGUGGAGACAGCUAGUGCAUUAGCAGCUGCUGUGAGACGACGACCACACUCAGUUGUUCUCAUUGACGAAGCGGAUAAGGCUGACGCAGACUUUCUUGGCAUCCUGCUAGAAGUCAUUGAGGAAGCAUCUUUGAGCUUGAGCGGCCCGGGAGCUGGACGGGUCGAUUUUCGCCACACGGUGGUGUUGCUCACUUCCAAUGAUCCAGCCGGGCCAGACGCCUUGCCACGAGCCUUAGCGGACCGCCUGGACGGUUCAGAGCAUUUGAGGCCUUUGAGUGCGAGUGUGGUGCAGGAGGUGCUUGAUGGGCUGGUCGAUGACUUCUCAUCACGGCUCAUCCAGAGCCAUCCUAGCGCCCAACUGCAUGUCACCGAUGCAUGGAGAAAGAUGGUCUUGGAGAAGCUCUGUCUUGGCGAGGACGGCCUUGGCGCUCGCGCGUUGAGACGCGCGCUGCGGCAGUUUCUUGAAGAUCCCAUCGCUUUUCGCAUUCUUCAGCACCAGGCGGCAGCCAAAGAGCAUUUGGCCAAGGCGGAACAGGCCUUGAAACCUUCAUGGAUGUCUCUGAAGUUCAGUCCAGACCACUUGAUGGCGUCCAUGGAGUACUCCCAGGCCGCUACCCAAUUUCGCGCAGCUGGGAUGCUUCAAGAAUGUGCAGAUGCCUGGGUCAAGUCAGGCCAGAUGAAGGAGCUUCUCCACGACCCGUUUGGUGCCGGCCGCGCGUAUGAGAGCGCGGCUGGCAUUUGCGAUGGCAGUGGACCUGGUGGUCCCGCAGCUGCCAUGCUUCAUUGGGAGAAGGCCGUUCACUGCUUUCGACUGGCGGGCAAGGCAGAUGUGGCAGCCAAGCUCCUCCUGAAAGUGGCCGGAGUUAGAGAGAAGCAAGGUGAUUUGGAUGGCGCAAAGUCCGCCUAUGAGGAAACAAUCAACGUCUUCGAGCAAGAAGAGAAGGACUACGAGUUGGGCGAUGUGUACAAGACGUACAUUGGUUUUUUGAUUCGACGUGAAGCUUUGGAGGACGCUUUGAAAGCCAUGGAUGGCCAUAUUUCGGUACUUCAAAGACAGAAAAGCCUGCCUUUUGUGCAUAAGGAACUCUUAUCGAAAAUCGUCCUCCUUGUGAAGAUGGAGGAUUGUGUUCGAGCUGAAGAAAUUCUCACCUCGACAAAUGUGGAUGGUUGGAUUAUGUCUCGAGAGUACCAGGUUGGCACAGAGCUUGUUGAAGCGACGAAGAAUUAUGACGCAGAAGCCCUCAUCGGUCUUCAAAAAGACCAAAUCUUCACCUUUUUGCAGGUUGAGGUGGCGCGAAUAGCAAAACUUUUGAAGGUUGCAGUGACCAAAGCUUCUGAUGGUUCAGGGCGUGACCGAGGUGGAUAUCCAGUUGAAGAGCCUCCGCAAGACAUCGCAGAUUUGAUCCAGUGA
This is a messenger RNA of Cladocopium goreaui, 3396 nucleotides long. Lineage: Eukaryota; Dinophyceae; Suessiales; Symbiodiniaceae. The record is from the annotation of a GenBank genome assembly.